Messenger RNA from Chenopodium quinoa (quinoa), 1710 nucleotides. RefSeq names its product pentatricopeptide repeat-containing protein At3g04760, chloroplastic-like. The record is from RefSeq and is a predicted model, not a curated record. Gene Ontology annotation, molecular function: protein binding. Lineage: Eukaryota; Viridiplantae; Streptophyta; Magnoliopsida; Caryophyllales; Amaranthaceae. The transcript is spliced from 3 exons. Bases 1 to 1710 code for a protein of 569 amino acids.
AUGGACGAAAUAGAAGUGGCUGUUAAGAAUUUUACGGACAACCGAAAGAGCACAUUGUUUGAUGAGUACGAGCGUCUAUCGGUCGAAAUUCAACUCAACCAAGCCAUGCUAAGGAGGAGCUUGUCCGAGCCAGGGACAUCGAUGUUUCGUGCACACCUAGGCGUGGGUGCACCACCAUUGGUCCAACAACCGGUGGAACAAGGGAAGCGAGGUACGUCUUGGGGUUAUGGUUUGCAUAAGAUUGUCAAGAAGUUACUUAGGCCUGUUUUUUGGAAGAAGAAAGGGAGGAAAAAUGAUCAUCAUCAUGUUGAGAAAGAGCAACAAGAGCCUAGUAGAAGUAACAAUAAUAAUGAUCUUAAGUCUUGGAAGAGGUUUAGCAAAUCAGUAAGCUACACUUUCAGAAUUCAAUCAUAUAGUUCUGCUUCAAAUUCAUCUACUUUAAGCUUAACAGAAAUGAAAGGUGAAUACCAAGAAAACAAUAGUAGUAAAGCGAAAGUUAAACAAUUAGCUGAUGAAAUUAGAGCAACCCCACCUCAAGAAAGGUCUAAAAUCCUUGAUUCUAUGAUUGAGAAGCAGGGUGAGUCCAAAACUAUAGGUUAUAUCAAUGAUUUAUUAAUGGGUUUAGUGAUGGCUGAGGAGUUGGACCUUGCCUUGAAACUGUUCGACGAAAUGCCACUGCAUGGUUUAUCACCAGACUGUUGGACUUAUUCUAUACUUAUCAGGUGUUACUGUAAGAAAAAUCUGCCUGAUGAAGGGAAAAGAGUUCUGGACUGUAUGAUAGAAAACGGGUUUCGACCGAAUGUGGUCACUCUUACCAUCUUGGUGAAUUCAUUAUGCUCAAGAGGUAGACUUCAGAGAGCUUUUCAGGUGUUGGAGAUGAUGGGUGAACUUGGGUGCAACCCGAAUGUUCAAACUUAUAACUGUGUGUUAAAAGGGUUGUGCUUUGUUGGAAGGGUAGAAGAAGCUUAUGAUAUGUCAGGUGAGGCCAUGGAACUGCUUGAGGAAGCAAUCGCGAUGGGAUUAACUCCGGGUGUGGUUACUUAUAAUGCUCUCUUUAAUGGGUAUUGCAAAGAAGGGAAACCAAGGAAAGGGGUUGGGUUGUUGAAGCUAAUGAAGGAUCGCGGUUGUGUACCUGAUUAUAUAAGUUACAGUACUUUGCUUCAUGGGUUGUUGAAAUGGGGUAAAUUUAUGGCAGCUUAUUGGGUUUACAAAGAAAUGGUCGAGGUUGGUUUCAAGGUGGAUGGAAGGAUGAUGAACACCUUGUUAAGAGUUUUGUGCAGGAAAUCUUGGAAUGAACAAGAUCUCUUCAAAUUUGUGGAUGAAGUAUACGCGAAAAUGAAGAGUUGGGAUUAUUCUGUCUUUCCUGACACUUAUUAUCUGGUGAUUCAAACCUUUUGUAUUAGAAAUGAGGUUGAUAUGGCUUUGAUUACCUUGAAAGAGAUGAUUGAAGCUGGUUAUUUUCCAAGGAUGGUCACAAUUAAUCGAAUCAUUCGUGGACUCUGCAAGGAGGGGAAGGUUAGCCAAGCACUAUCAAUUUUAGUUCUUGUGUGUGAAACUGGUAAAUUUCCCAGCAAAAUUAGCUUUAACAUUUUGAUUGAUGAGUUCAAUAGGCAAGGGUUUGUGCUUGGUGCCUGCAACGUCUAUGGUGCUGCAUUAAAGCUUGGUAUAAUUCCACACCGAAUACCCUCGAGCUCUCAACAGAUUAGAUAA